AUGGCAUCGGGACCUGGUGGUGAUGGUUUGCCCAGUGACAUUCCCAGAGGACUGAUCAAUAGAACAGGAAAUCCUAUUGGCAGAGGGUCGAGACUGCCAUCUGUGAGAGGCAGCCGAGACCUGACUCUUGGUGGGAUCCAGAAAAAAGUUUUCAAGCCAAAUUUGGCAGCUAUCAAGAAGGCUUCAAGCAAAGAGGAGCUGUCAAAACAGAAUGUGUCUGUGACCUCGCCAAGCAGUUCAGAUAGACAUGAAGAUAGUAAAAGUUCAAACGGGGUAAAAUUUGAGAGAGGCAGAGGUCGGGGAAGAGGAAGAGGACAGUUUGAAGACAGAACCAUACAACUGCAGUCAGAAUUUGCGUAUGGUCCUAUGGGCAAAGCAGCAACAGUAUCUGGCUGGAGCAGAGGAAGUGGAGGCAGUGGUGGUGGAGGAGGGGGCGGUGGUGGUGGUGGAGGAGGAGGUGGUGGUGGUAGCAGAGCCAAUGAUUUAGAUUCAGUGUCUAUCAAGUCAAUGAAAUAUGCAGAUGACACAGAAGAUGAUAGCAAACUGUUUGAUUCACUCAUGAGAGAUGAUUUUAUCUCAGACCUGUCAUCAGGGGAUCCAAACAUGGCCCCAAUUCGGCUUCCAUUGAACAUAAAUAGAGUUGGGCUAAAACAAGAAGUCAAGCCUGAAGUGAAAGUGAAAGAAGAAGUAAUGGAUGUUGAUGAGGUUGAUUCGAAAGUGGAAUCAAAGACUGUUCUGGGACAAAGACGUCAGUCAUUACCACCCCCUGCAAAUGUUAGAGAGAUCUUCAAUGUCUCUACAAAGUCAGAGAAAGGGGAGUUGUUGUUUAUUCAGUUUCCGGACACCCUUCCUGGGCUACCAGCUUCUGCUCUCACAGAUGACAGGCCUAAAUCUUCUACCGCCAGCACAUCAGAGAAAGAGGAUGAGCUGGUGAAGCGACUGGGUUCCUGCCAGCUGAAAGAUUGUGCUGAAGGCUACAUGGGCAAGCUCAGAGUCUACAAGUCUGGGAAAGCUGAAUUGCUCCUGGGAGACAAUGUCAUGGAGGUCUUGCCGGGCAUCCCAGUUAACUUCCAUCAGGAGCUGGUAUCCAUACAUGCUGAUGAUAAUCCAGGUCAAAUUAUUGUUUUGGGUCCAGUCAGCCAUAAACUUGUGAUCACCCCAGACUACAGUAACCUUCUCAGCUAUGUGAACAAAUUUUCCUGA
Molecule: messenger RNA, 1203 nt
Organism: Candidula unifasciata
Lineage: Eukaryota; Metazoa; Mollusca; Gastropoda; Stylommatophora; Geomitridae
Source: the annotation of a GenBank genome assembly